This is a messenger RNA of Selaginella moellendorffii, 899 nucleotides long. Its product is annotated as metallothiol transferase FosB. The record is from RefSeq and is a predicted model, not a curated record. The transcript has 3 exons. Bases 180 to 704 code for a protein of 174 amino acids. Lineage: Eukaryota; Viridiplantae; Streptophyta; Lycopodiopsida; Selaginellales; Selaginellaceae.
GAAGCUCUAGUUCUCGUUCUCACGCUCUUCCCGUUCGUUACGCUACGUUUCUGCCUUCUUUGUUGGUUUUGCGCUCGUUCGUGUCGCUUCUAGCAGCGAGAGAGAGAGAGAGAGAGAGAGAGAGAGAGAGAAGUUAGCAUAUCGCACUACAAGAGAGAAGGCAAAUUGUAACGAAGCAAAUGGCUUACAAAAAGUGGCAGUCGACUCCGCUGCCGCUCGCGUCGCUGAAUCACAUAUCUCGAAACUGCAGCAAUGUCCAGGAGUCGAUGGAUUUCUAUGUCAACGUGCUGGGCUUCAUCCCCGUCAAGCGCCCUGGAGCAUUGAAUUUCGAAGGAGCAUGGCUGUAUAAUUACGGCAUCGGAAUUCAUCUUCUGCAGAGAGAGCCCGGCAUCACUUACACCACCAACAAGUCGGACCAGAUCAACACCCGAGCUGAUCACAUCUCCUUCCAGUGCGAGGAUAUCGAUCUGGUGGAGAAGAAACUGGUAGAAGCCGGAUCCGCAUUUGUGAGAAGAGUCGUCGAGGAAGCUGGCAUCGAAGUGGAGCAGAUAUUCUUUCACGACCCGGAUGGCUUCAUGAUCGAAGUGUGCACUUGCGAGAAGCUGCCGCUGGAGCCUCUAAUAGGAGGAAACAUGACCAACAUCCGCAGCUGCCUUAUGCCGUACAUGAGAACCUCGGCCAUUACCACCAUUGAAAAGUUCUAGCUCGGAAGAUUCUGCCGGUGAAGCGGGCUCCUCUCUGAGGUCCAAAAAAUGAACAGUUCAGUUGAAAUAGAAAUCGUUGCUUAGCUCGGAAAUCAGAUAGGAAUGGGCUACCGGACACGCAGUCGGCGCACUGCAGACGAAUCUUGUACGAAAGAGACGUAUAAAAAAUGUAUUGAAAGGAACGAAAUACCUCUA